Messenger RNA from Candoia aspera, 1796 nucleotides. It is a transcript of the gene LRRC24, whose product is annotated as leucine rich repeat containing 24. Bases 1 to 1737 code for a protein of 578 amino acids. The record is from RefSeq and is a predicted model, not a curated record. NCBI's taxonomy places the organism in Eukaryota, Metazoa, Chordata, Lepidosauria, Squamata, Candoiidae. Gene Ontology annotation, molecular function: protein binding. The transcript is spliced from 5 exons.
AUGGCUUUAGAUAGUCCUGGCCCUGAUAUCCCCAACCAUGGGGAGUUGGGGACACGGCAUCGUUAUGGCUCUGCUUCUGCCGUGAAGCAGUUGUGGAACAGCUGGUCUAGGAUGGCCCCAGCGAAAGCCCCACUUGUCUGCCUCUUGCUGCUAGGGCUCCUGGCGCUCCAGGCCCACGUCUGCCCUGCCCCUUGCCGCUGCUACAGCCUGACAGUGGAGUGUGGUUCUUUGGGGCUGAAAGACAUCCCGGGGAGCGUCCACCCCUCCACCCAGACCAUUUUCCUGCAGGACAACAGCAUCACGCAGAUCCGCCAACAAGACUUGGCUUCUCUUUGGGAUCUCCAGUAUCUCUACAUGCAGAACAACACCAUCUCGGCCCUGGAGCCAGGAGCCUUCCACAACCAGAAUCGGCUGCUGGAGCUGGCUCUGAAUGGCAACCGGAUCCAUUUGAUCAACAGCAGCAUCUUUAAGGGACUGGAGCACCUGCGUGUCCUCUAUCUCUCUGGCAACCAGAUCACCCGACUCCCUGAUUUCACCUUUUGUGACUUGGAGAGGCUGCAGGAGCUUCACUUGCAAGAGAACAGCAUUGAGACUCUGGAGGACCAAGCACUGACAGGGCUGACCUCACUAGCCCUGCUGGACCUCAGCAAGAACAACCUGCGCACCAUCAGCCGGGUGACCUUGCGGCCCCUCAUCAGUCUGCAAGUGCUGAGGCUGACAGAGAAUCCGUGGCGAUGCGACUGUGCUCUGCACUGGCUCAGCAGCUGGAUCAGGGAGGAAGGGCAGAGGCUCCUGAGUCCGCUGGACAAGAAGAUCGAGUGUUCGGAGCCGCCGCGCCUGGCCUACCAAAGCCUAGCGGACGUCUCCGGCAACAGCUUGAUCUGCAUCCCUCCUCUCGUGCAAGUGCAGCCCCUCGAAGUAAUGGCACGGCUGGGUGAUGACUUGCGCAUCUCCUGCCAGGCCUCGGGCUACCCGCAGCCACUAGUGACAUGGCGUAAACUGGCCCAUUGGCGGGCAGGGGGCUCCAGGGGAAGUCGGGCCCGGCUACCCGGCGGAACCUUUGAGCUGAGCGAGCGCAGCGUGGGGGAGCGCUUUGAGCAGUCAGACACUGGCAGCGGGAUGCUCUUUCUCAACAACGUGACUGUGUCCCAUGCCGGCAAAUACGAGUGUGAGGCUUCCAACCCAGGGGGUAUGGCCCGGGUGCUCUUCCACCUCACGGUUAACCUCUCCCAGCAGCAGCAGCAGCAGCAGUCACAGGGCUACCCAACCUUGGUAGACAUUAGCCAAGAGCCCCUCUACGACAUGGAGAGCAUGGACUUCCAUGCCCUUGGCACGGCCACCCAGACCGCCAUUGCUGUGGCCAUCUCCCUGCUCACCCUGGUGGCCCUCCUCUUGGUGAUCAUGAUCUACCGGAAACACCGCAGGCGGAAAAAGGCCAGGAAGGAGGAGAACGUCCUGUACGUCAACGACUAUUCCGACGGGCCCACCACGUUUGCCCAGCUGGAGGAAUACCGUGAUGAGAGGGGCCACGAAAUGUUUGUCAUUGACCGCAACAAGCCCCUCUUCGCCACUUACAAGGACCCCCAGGGCUUGGCAGGAGUCUUCCCGGAUCAGUUGCAAGACCAGGCGACUCAGACCCCGGAGGGGGAAGAGGACUGUUCCCCAGACGCCAGCGAGCGCUUUGCCAACCAGGGACUGAUGUUCCCUCCUCAGAUAGCAUAUGAAAUCCACUGCUGAGUGGAGCUGCUGAACCCUGGGGCGGAUGGACCCCCACUGGGCUGUCUGCUUGACCUCCG